ACUUUAAAUAAGUAGACCGUGGCGAUGGUCUUAACCAUGAAAUCUCUUGUGAGAUGUUAGCCAUCUCCUCGUUUUCCAUGAAUGUCAUGGAUAAGGCCUUUCACAUACAUGUAAUUCGAAUUAAACUGCUCUGUACUGAUGGUUCAUUGGAGCAUCCUGAAUGUUCGUUGAAAUUUAAACCAUACUAAGUCCUACACGAGCAUCUAGAAGCAUCUUCCAAUUAAUUGGAGGCUUCUUCAUCACUAUAAUAAUGGGGACAAUGAUACUUCCAUUGCCUAUCUCUACUCGUCAACACUUCUCAUCAGAAUACAGUAUACACACUCCAUUUAUUUCUCGACACUGCUAUAGGAGGCAUCAUUGCUUGAGCAGAAAAAAAUCGUUCUUAAACCUCUCGAGCACUUCAAAUUGUUGUUUUGGGUCUUUAAGAUCUUCUUCAGUAGUAGGCUUCACCUUGCCCUGCAGACAAAGGUGUUGCAGAGCUUUGAAACUAGGUGUAACAGUAGCGUCAAUGGCAGAUUCAGCUAUGACUGUGCUGGUCACUGGAGCCGGUGGUAGAACAGGUCAAUUAGCAUACACAAAGUUAAAGGAAAGGGCAACCCAGUUUACAGCUAGGGGUUUUGUUAGGACAGAAGAAAGCAAACAGAAGAUUGGUGGUGCAGAUGACGUGUUUGUAGGUGAUAUCAGACAACCAGAAAGUCUCACAUCAGCUUUCCAAGGGAUCGAUGGACUGAUUAUAAUUACAAGUGCUGUGCCCAAGAUGAAACCUGGAUUUGAUCCCUCUAAAGGAGGGCGCCCAGAGUUUUAUUUUGAAGAAGGAUGUUAUCCUGAACAGGUUGAUUGGAUCGGACAAAAGAAUCAGAUUGAUGCAGCCAAAGCUGUGGGAGUUAAGCAGAUAGUCCUAGCUGGAUCCAUGGGCGGAAUGAAUCCAAAUCAUCCACUGAAUUCUCUUGGGAAUGGAAAAAUUCUGAUAUGGAAACGAAAGGCUGAAGAAUAUCUUGCAGACUCUGGUAUUCCUUAUACAAUAAUCAGGGCUGGUGGCUUGCUAGAUAAGGAAGGUGGUCUGCGUGAGUUAAUAGUAGGAAAGGAUGAUGAGUUACUUGCUACUAACACCAAAUCAGUACCUAGAGCUGAUGUGGCAGAGGUCUGUGUACAGGCGUUGCUUUUUGAAGAGGCAAAGAACAAGGCAUUUGAUCUUGCAUCAAAACCAGAAGAAGCAGGGUCUCCAACAAAAGAUUUCAGGGCUCUUUUCAGUCAAGUGUCUACCAAAUUUUAAUUCUCCCAGAGAUAAAUUUCCACGCUUACCAUGAGAUACAUUACAUCUUUCAAUGCAUGACUAGUGCAUAUAAACAUUGAAUAUCUGGAAAUCUGUGAAUCAAAUUUAUUUAUGCAUUGGUUUCAGGUUAUGAUAUAUGCGUUUCACUUCACCUUUAAAUUACCUCCUUUCUUGUAGGAUCUUGAUUAAGUGAUGUGGCACAUCCAUGUACCAUAAAGGGGUGUGUAACACAUGCUUUCAGCAUGCAUUCAUAGUUUGAAUAUUACUUUCAAUAUUAUGACUUAUUAACUUUUUUUGUAACUCACUACAGAAACACAUCUAUAAAUGUAUUGCUGGACCAUUUGUUUGGUUCUUGAAACUCAA
Molecule: messenger RNA, 1636 nt
Organism: Cryptomeria japonica (Japanese cedar)
Lineage: Eukaryota; Viridiplantae; Streptophyta; Pinopsida; Cupressales; Cupressaceae
Exons: 7
Coding region: 251-1273 (340 amino acids)
Cellular component (GO): chloroplast
Molecular function (GO): oxidoreductase activity
Source: RefSeq, a predicted model, not a curated record